Diorhabda sublineata is the source of this 1137-nucleotide messenger RNA. Its product is annotated as protein Wnt-10a-like. NCBI's taxonomy places the organism in Eukaryota, Metazoa, Arthropoda, Insecta, Coleoptera, Chrysomelidae. Gene Ontology annotation, cellular component: extracellular region. Gene Ontology annotation, biological process: multicellular organism development; neuron differentiation; cell fate commitment. Gene Ontology annotation, molecular function: frizzled binding; cytokine activity. The record is from RefSeq and is a predicted model, not a curated record. The transcript has 4 exons. The coding region runs from base 17 to 1036 and encodes 339 amino acids.
UUUCCAUAGUUCAUAUAUGGACACUACUAUUUGCAGAACUGUACCUGGAUUCACCAAAUCACAAAUAGAAUUGUGCUACCAACAACCUGAUGCAACCUUGAUGGCUCUAGACGGUUUAAAUCGAGCUGUCAAAGAAUGCCAAUAUCAAUUUCGAGGACAUAGAUGGAACUGCUCAUCAUUAGAGACUAGAGGCCAAAAUCCCUAUAUAAGCUCAAUUUUAAAAAAAGGUUAUAAAGAAGCUGCUUUUGCCCAUGCGAUUACUUCUGCAGGAGUAGCAAUUUCUAUAGCCAGGGGCUGUAGUUCUGGGACCCUAAUGAAUUGUGGCUGUGAUUCAAAAAUAUAUAAAAUUAGGAAACCUAGAGCGAUGUCUAAAGCAAAGUGGAAAUGGGGAGGCUGUUCGGAUAAUUUAAGAUACGGAAUUAAAUUUUCUAAAAUGUUUCUAGAUUCCAGAGAAAAGGCUGAAGACAUGCAAUCGAAAAUCAAUCUCCACAACAAUCAAGUUGGCAGAAUCGCUGUAUCCAAUAAUAUGCAGGUGAUGUGUAAAUGUCAUGGGAUGUCGGGUAGUUGCGAACUAAAGACCUGUUGGAAAUCUGCACCAGAUUACCGUGUAGUUGGAAAGGCACUCAAAGAUAGAUUCAAAUCUGCUAUAUUAGUCGAUCAAACAAAUUCUGGAAAAAAGAAUAUAAGAAAAUUCAAUAUGAUUAACCAGAAAAACCAUAGAAAGCACAACAAACUCAAACAAUUACAGGGUAAAAAAAACAAACAUAAACGAGAUUUAUCCAGCGAUCUUUUAUAUUACGAGAAAUCACCGAAUUUUUGCGAAAGGAACCAAAGUCUAGAAAUUCUUGGGACGACAGGGAGAAUAUGUAACAAAACAUCGACUAGUAAUGAUAAUUGUGCAGAACUGUGUUGUGGACGUGGUUACAACUUUAUAAAAAGAAGAAGAAUCGAAAGAUGUAAUUGUAAAUUUAUUUGGUGUUGUCAAGUUGAGUGCCAGACUUGUAGUCAUGAGGAAUGGAUCAGCGUUUGCAAGUAAUUGUUGUGAAAAGAAAUUUCUCAGCCCAACACACACUUAUCGCCAUUCCAAGAGUUUAUUAUUUACAAUUGAAAAUAUCAACUUCCUAUAGUUCAAUAAAC